Messenger RNA from Colius striatus (speckled mousebird), 1587 nucleotides. It is a transcript of the gene MID1IP1, whose product is annotated as MID1 interacting protein 1. Gene Ontology annotation, biological process: regulation of lipid biosynthetic process. The transcript is spliced from 2 exons. The record is from RefSeq and is a predicted model, not a curated record. Lineage: Eukaryota; Metazoa; Chordata; Aves; Coliiformes; Coliidae. Bases 547 to 1035 code for a protein of 162 amino acids. Gene Ontology annotation, cellular component: cytosol.
GCGCGGGUGUGGGAGCGCUCCUUUCUGCCGUGGCCAGCGGCAACGCCAAAGCCACGCCACAGGGUCCCCCUCGGCGAGCGGGAUGGAUGCCCGCGGGGUGCUCUGUGCCCCCGGGGUGCUCUGUGCCCCCGGCUCGGCUCAGCCCGGCCCGGCUGGCCAGUCGUUCGGUCGGUCCCUACGCCCUCCCCGCCGCGGUGCCCUCCCCCGGUGCGGGGUGAGAGGCGGAGUCAGAGCGGCGCGGCCGCCUCCCGCCGCCUUUAUCUGCCGUGCCGGCGCGGGGGGUGGCACUGGGAAACACCUUGUUUUAAGAUACGCGCUAUAAAUACGACGGAGGGGAUGGGAGUGCGGCCACGGGCGGUGGCGGGCUGACGGCGCGGCGGUGAGCGGCUCCGGGACACGGACUGUGCACGCCAAUAGCCGCCGAGCCGGCGGCGGAGGACAGCCCGUGGCACUAGCGAGGAGGAGGCGAAGGAGAUCGCCGCCGGAGGAACCCCUGCGGUCCGAGCCGCCCCGCUGAGCUCGUCCGUCCGCCUGUCCGCCGCCACCAUGCAGAUCUGCGACUCGUACAGCCAGAAGUACUCCCUUUUCAACGCCAUGAACCGCUUCAUCGGCGCCGUGAACAACAUGGACCAGACAGUGAUGGUGCCUAGCCUGCUGCGCGACGUGCCGCUUCUGCUGGAGGAGCUGGACGCGGCGGGGGCCGUCUGCCCGCAGCGGGAGGCCGCCAUCCCCGCCGGCGACCCCGACUUCUUCUCCCGCAGGGACAUGUACAGCCACUACAUGCUGCUUAAGUCCAUCCGCAACGACAUCGAGUGGGGCGUGGUGCAGCCGCCGGCGGGAGAGGAGGCGGCCCGCAAGAAGGACAAGCUGGGCGGCGGGCCCGCCGAGGAGGGCGAGGGGGAGGAGGACCUGGAGAAGCAGUUCCACUACCACCUCAGCGGACUCCACUCAGUCCUCUCUAAGCUCACCCGCAAGGCCAACGUCCUCACCAACAGAUACAAGCAGGAGAUCGGCUUCAGCAGCUGGGGGCAGUGAGCGCUGGGGGGGGAGGGAGAGCGGGGGAAGGGGGGGAGCCCGGCCCGGCGGCGGAGGGCUGCUCCCCACGGCUUCCCUGCGCCCUCCCAGGACUGCAUCCGGUUUUCUACCAACGCACAAACGAGAGAGAGAGAUGUAAAUUAAUCACUACUAGUUUAUUAAUUAUUUCUCACCCCCAUUCUUGGGGUUUUUUUUGGGGGCGAGCAGUUGCUGUGCUCUGCCCGGGCGGGGAGGCUGAACCCGUACGUGUACGAGGAGGUGGCGUAGCUGGCAGACGAGGAGGCUCAACGCAAGCCGAUGAACAUAAGGAAACUGUCAGAAAAUUGCUUCUCUUGCCCGGGAGGGAACCCAGUGGGCUAAAGAGCAUCCCUCUUUUGCGGGAUGGAUGGUGGGUCCCACAGUUGUACAUGUACUGGAAUUUAUUUAAAACUUUUUUACUCAGAUGUAGAGUAUAUUCUAAAAUAAAUGCAAAUGUAUUAACUAAAGGUGACUUAAACUUUUUUUGGUAUGAUUUAUCUUUCUUUAAUUAAAUGAUCUUUUUAACAUCUGGAA